AGCUUAAUUUUUAUUCGUCAAUGGCCGCAAUAACAUCUCUCUCGCACCGUACCUUAUUCAACACCAAAAACUCUAACCUCUACUCCCUCACUCUCCUCGCCGUUCUCUGCAUCACUUUUUACUUUAUUGGAAUAUGGCAACAGUCUUUAGGCUCCAUCCCCAAGUCUUCCUCCUCUGCCGCCGCCGGCAUCCUCUCCUCCGACCCUUGCUAUUCCUUUCCCACCGCCCAACUCGACUUCACAUCCCACCACCUCCCUCCCGAUCCACCUCCCACCGCGGCGAUGCCUGCCCCCCAAUUCCCUCCUUGUGAUCCUUCCUUCUCUGAAUACACCCCAUGCGAGGACGCUCGAAGAUCACUCAAGUUCGACAGGGACAUGCUCAUUUACAGACAGAGGCACUGUCCCGAAAAGGACGAACUUUUAAAGUGUCGGAUACCGGCUCCCUACGGUUACAAGGUUCCUUUUAGAUGGCCUAAGAGUAGAGAGCUUGCAUGGUUCGAUAACGCGCCGCACAAAGAGUUGGCCGUCGAGAAAAAGAACCAGAAUUGGAUUAAGGUCGAGGGGGAGCUGCUCAGGUUCCCCGGCGGCGGGACCAUGUUCCCACGUGGAGCCGAAGCGUAUAUUGAUGAUAUUGACAAGUUGAUCAAUCUCAAAGAUGGCUCUAUAAGGACCGCCAUUGACACUGGUUGCGGGGUUGCAAGUUGGGGAGCAUACCUAUUAUCGAGGAACAUCCUAGCAGUGUCAUUUGCACCAAGAGAUACCCAUGUUUCUCAAGUCCAAUUUGCUCUUGAACGAGGUGUCCCUGCACUCAUAGGAGUCAUUGCCUCCAUUAGACUCCCUUACCCUUCAAGAGCUUUCGAUAUGGCCCAUUGCUCCCGUUGCCUCAUCCCUUGGGGUACCUACGAUGGGAUUUAUUUGAUCGAGGUUGAUAGAAUCCUACGUCCCGGUGGGUAUUGGAUUCUGUCGGGACCGCCGAUCAACUGGCAAAAUCAUUGGAGAGGUUGGAAUCGAACGACUGAUGAUCUUGAACAAGAACAGUCUCGAAUCGAGACCGUGGCUAAAACCCUGUGCUGGAAAAAGAUUGUACAAAAAGGUGAUCUUGCCAUUUGGCAAAAACCCACCAAUCAUAUCCAUUGCAAAGCUAACAGAAUGGUCUUCAAGCAGCCUAUGUUUUGCCACUCUCAAAACCCUGACAUGGCAUGGUACACAAAAUUGGAGAAAUGUCUAACCCCAUUGCCUGAAGUAUCUAAUAUAAAGGAAGUUGCAGGUGGGGCAUUACAAAAAUGGCCGGAGAGGCUGAAUGCAAUCCCUCCAAGAAUCAGCAGCGGAAGCUUAACAGGGAUCACAGAAAACAUGUUUGUAGAGAACACAGAGCUAUGGAAGAAGAGAGUAGAAUAUUACAAGAAAAUAGAUUAUCAACUAGCCGAGACAGGGAGGUACCGCAACUUGUUAGACAUGAACGCUUAUUUGGGAGGCUUUGCAGCUUCUCUCGUCAAUGAUCCUCUAUGGGUCAUGAACACCGUCCCCGUCGAGGCGGAUCAGAUCAACACCCUCGGAGUCAUCUACGAACGUGGAUUGAUCGGAACAUAUCAAAAUUGGUGUGAGGCAAUGUCUACUUAUCCUAGGACUUACGACUUUAUCCAUGCUGAUUCCAUUUUCAGCCUCUACAAAGACAGAUGCGAAACGGAGGAUAUCCUUCUGGAAAUGGAUAGAAUUUUACGACCAGAAGGCAGGUUAAUCAUUAGGGACGAUGUCGAUUUGCUGUUGAAAGUAAAGAAAAUUACAGAUGGUAUGCAAUGGGAGGGAAGAAUUGUAGACCAUGAAAAAGGACCCCAUGAAAGAGAGAAGAUUCUUUUUGCAGUUAAGCAAUAUUGGACUGCACCACCACCAUUGACACCUGAACAAGACCAAUAGGGAAUUAGAACGGCUUUCUAGCUCUUGUAAAAGAAAAGGGAA
Messenger RNA from Hibiscus syriacus, 1955 nucleotides. Its product is annotated as probable methyltransferase PMT15. The transcript has 6 exons. Gene Ontology annotation, cellular component: cytoplasm; endosome; trans-Golgi network. The record is from RefSeq and is a predicted model, not a curated record. Gene Ontology annotation, molecular function: methyltransferase activity. Lineage: Eukaryota; Viridiplantae; Streptophyta; Magnoliopsida; Malvales; Malvaceae. The coding region runs from base 21 to 1913 and encodes 630 amino acids.